UAAACAUUAUCUUUUAUAUUCAUGAGAAUAGUGCCAUAAUAAUUAAUUAAUAAAAUAUUCACUUACAAGUUGAACUAGUUAAUAUAAAUUACUAAAAAAAUAAUAAUAUAUCCUUGGUCUCACUUAAAUGUCAUUUAGAUAAUCAAAACAGAAGAAAUAACAUAUAAUAAUUAGGAAAAUGUGAACUAAAUCAAAUGAUUAAUAGAAAGGGCAGUUCAUUUUUUAAAAUGAAAACUAAUAUUUAAUAAACAUUUAUAACAAAUAAAAUUAUAUUACAUUGCAAAUAUAUACACAAAAAUAAUUAAGUUUUUAUGCUUCCUCAUCAUCGUCAAAUAAAUGGCCCAGUUUCACAGAAGAAACAGGUAAAUCAGACUGCAACACUGGUUUAAAAGUUACACUUUUCUUAACUUUUUGACCAACCACAUAUUCAGGCAUGACUCUUUUUCCAUUAACAAACGUAGAAGUUUCUUUUUCUUUGGAGGCUAAUUUCUCACCAUCUGAUUUAAUAUGUCUGUUAAAUAAUAUAGGGUCCUUUAAGUCACCUUUUUCGACAUCCAUAGGUUCCUUUCUUUCCUUCAUUUCCUUUAAGAAAGACAUGGCAGCAGCAGUAUUUGAUUUAUCAGUCAUAACAUCACCAGCCAUCUUAUAUUUUUUCCAUUUGUGAGGAUUUUUAACAAAAUCGGGAAUAGCAAUUUUGAAAGACCUUUUUUUGGGCAUCUCUGGCUUCUUGAAGAUACUUUCUUGCCCCCUGAACUGUUUUAGGUCUUUUUUAUUGGCAUCAAUAACUGUUUUAGAUUCAGAUUUCUUGAAUUCAUCUUCAGAAUACCUUACGAUACUCUUUGCAGGGGUAUGUUUGUCUAGAACGUCAAAAAUUGAUUUUUGUCUAUCGUUAAACGCAACGUUGCCUUUGAGAGCAAAUGUGUUUUGUUGGUCCAACAUAUCUUUAGUGUUUGAUAUAAUAGAUGAAUAUUAACUGUCAAACAAUUAGGAAGUAUUUACGUAUUAUCCACAAACUUGACACAUGAAAAGAUGUAAACAAACAAUUCCUCUAUUGAAGUAUAACCUUCUAUUGAAUUAACAAGGUGUUAAAAAUCUCUAAAAUAACCAAAGCUUAUCUAUAAAAGUAAUUGAGUUUGAUUAUUCUAUUAAAAUUAAUUAUUCCGAAUAGUGCUAUCCGCUAUUAUACGCUGUUAUUUCCAGCUGCAAAAAGUACCUGAAAAAAAAUUUUAAAGGCAUUAUUAUUCAAUGGCUGCCUUAUGUAGACGCAUUAAGUGUUGUAAACUACAGUUUGUUUUGGUUGUCAUUUAAACAUUUAUUUUUUUGCUGGUUAUUAAACAUAUCAAGUAGAAUGGGACCUUCUGAAAAUGGUAUCAGGAGGAUGCCGAAAAGGAUAUCACUGAACAAAAUGGAUGUAGAUAAUUCUGAAGAAAAACCCGCGUGCAGCAGGCGGAGAGAACGAUUAGUACACUACUAUGGCACUAUUAAAGGAGAAGAAGUGGGGAAAGUCUACAGAAACAGAGAAAAGCUGAAAGUGAUUCAUCAUCCUGACAAAAGUUGGAUUCAUCUUGGACCCGAAGGACCAUAUUCCAUAGUACUUCAAGGGAAUAAAAGGUUCUUAGAUGAAGGAUCUCUAGUAAUAAUUUUCACCAAAUCCCCAUUUGGCAGUGGAGAUUCUGAUAAGAAUACUACAUGCAACACAAUAUUAGGAAAUUUGAAAAAGGCUGUAAAGGGUCGACUUCCAAUCCGUGUUGUACGACUUAUUAAAUCAGAUCGUGACAGAAAAACUGUAUUUCGAUAUGAUGGUUUAUAUAUUAUGAAGAAAAAGCUAGUCCUUCAUGAAAAAUUACAUUUUUUGCUGACACGAAUUAAAAAGCAGCCAAAAGUGUUGUUUAACUUUAAAAGAGGUUGUGGAAAAAUAAGACGAUUACUAGCUCUAAAGAAAUUGAAGAAAACAAAAUGGAUAAAAAAAGAACCAGAAUUAAAAAAAGAAGUUACUUCAAACUCAGAUAGUGAAAGAGAUUCUACUACCCAUACAGUCGAAGAAAUAUGCUGGGAUCAAUUAAAAGAAGAAUAUACUGCUCUUCGAGAAGAAAGUAGUUAUGACUACGAUGAUGGAUAUGAAGUUUGGCAGAGGAGUUCAUUCCCUUCAUUUGUCAAACAAGAUUCAAAUGAACAAUUAGAAGAAUCCACUUAUAUCACUUAUGAUGAACACGUUGACAAAAUUGAAACGUACUACGAAGAACUAGAUGACACGGUUGAUGAUUUGAAUGAUGAAGAAGAUCGAGAACAUUUUUCAAAAGAAGAUGUAAUAAUUGAAAGCAUCCCCCUCCUCAAGUGUGAGAAUGGAGAAAGUAGCAAUAAUAGUGUCAGAACAAUAUUAGCUAUUGUUCCAGAGAGUGGAGCUUCAGAAUAUGUGGAAGAAAGCCGUGAUACAGAUUGUGAUCCUCUUUGUGAUCCUUUGGCUGGUUUUAGUGAUGAAUCUAAAGCAUCACAUUGUAGUGAUGAAAUGAAAAAUUCUUCCCAGGAAGUCAAAGCUUGUUACGAUGAAAAAAAAUCUGAUCAGCUUUAUCUUGCACAGUGCGCAAAUAUUGAUGGUUCUGAGAAGAAUCAGUAUUUGCCUAAUUUGCCCCACCCUUGUUUAUAUAACCUCACAAUAGGACACCUUAUCAAUCUCUUAGGUAACAGGUCUAAUAAUGAAAUCUGCCCCUGCAAUACCCAGAAAUGUGCUUCACAAAGAAACUUUGAAGUUGCUCUCAGAGGUCUCAUAGAAGAAGGGGGUAAAAAAAGUUGUAAUGCUAAGUGCCUAAAAGGCAUUGAAGAUGAUGAUACUAAACAGCUAGAAAGUACUGAGUUGAAUUAUUUUUCUUCUAUAAAUAAUGUUUUCAAUCAGUUGAAUGCAAUCAUUUGCAAUAAGACAACAAUCAGUGAAACACGAACACCUUUAAUUGGAAAGAGACAUCAUAUAAUGACCACUAGGAUACUUAAAAAAGACAGAACUAAUACUAAAAACUAUUAUGCUAAAAAAGUUGUUAGUAUUGAAAAAUCAUUAGUACCUAAAAAUGUUAAAGAAUCUUUAGAACCUCUUAGUGAUGAAGAAUCUUUAUUAAAUUCCAGUGGUAAAGAUUCUGCAGUAGCUUCAAGUGAUAAAGAAUCUUUGACCCCUUCAGAGGUUUCUUCAUGUACAGCUGCAGCUUAUGGGUUCACUUCACCAAUACCAGAGGAUACUGCAAUUCGACUUCCAUUGGAAAACUUCCAGAACCUGGAAAAACCAUCGCAGGAACAAGAACCCAAUGAUAACCAUAAUAAGCGACGAAAGGGUAGGCAGAAAGGGUCUAAGAAUUUCUCAAGAGAAGCUGCUCAGCUUGGGCCUGUGAUACCUACCGAGGAACCUAAACCUAUUCCGAGAAGACUCAGGGAUAAAAAAUUAAGUUAUAGAGGAGCAACUUUUUAUUUAUCCCCUCGCAAUACUAGUAGUAGAUCUGCUUCUCGUAGGAGGGUUCAAGAAGAAGAAGAAGAUGAAUUUCUUGGGUUUGUAGGACCUAUCAGACCUUCCAAGAAGCUAAAGUUGGUUAGGUCUUUUCUUACGAGGUUACAAUCAGUCAGAUCAGAACAGUCUACGUCAUCAUGAUAAAUUUUUAAAUAAUUUAUUUAUUUAUAGUUAUGUAAAUAUCCCAUGUUUUAUUUUAAUGAAUGUAAAUUUUAUUUAUUAUUCCUUUUUAUGUACUUUUUUAUUUAUUGACAAAUGUUACUUUAUAAUUUGCAUUAGAAUGUACUUUAAAUAUAUUUUACCUCAAUCUAUUUACACUGGACAUUCUUAUUUGUUUGUUGUAGUUUAUAUUUGUUAUGAAUUAAACUUAGUUUAUUUAUUUUAGUGUAUAUAGGGAGUACAUUUAUUUAAUAUUGACCCUAAUUAAAUUUUUUUUUUUAACUUGUAAAAGGUGUUAUUUCUGUGGUGUGUACAAUAUUUUCUUCUGAUCUGAAGUGUCUAGUGUAAGUGAAAGACCUUAUAAUUGAAGAUUUAGUUCAAAAUUUGAGCUUGUGAUAUUGUUUUUAUUGUAAUCUUUUUAAUGUUGGUUAGAAGUAUUUACUGGUUAUCAUAGUUACCUUUUCCCAAUAGACAUUUCUUUUUUUUUUUUUCUUUUUAAUAUUUUUAUAUUUUAUAAAUAUAAAAGACUGAGGAGAAAUCCUGUUUAUCUUUAUAAAUGUAAAUAUUAAGUAUCAUUUUUUUGAUACAUAAUCCUCCAUUUUAAUAAAUAAAUAAAAAUACUUGAUUUUCGUAACAG
Messenger RNA from Nezara viridula (southern green stink bug), 4283 nucleotides. The record is from the annotation of a GenBank genome assembly. NCBI's taxonomy places the organism in Eukaryota, Metazoa, Arthropoda, Insecta, Hemiptera, Pentatomidae.